Pomacea canaliculata is the source of this 10133-nucleotide messenger RNA. Its product is annotated as beta-1,3-galactosyl-O-glycosyl-glycoprotein beta-1,6-N-acetylglucosaminyltransferase-like. The coding region runs from base 369 to 1859 and encodes 496 amino acids. Gene Ontology annotation, molecular function: acetylglucosaminyltransferase activity. Gene Ontology annotation, cellular component: membrane. NCBI's taxonomy places the organism in Eukaryota, Metazoa, Mollusca, Gastropoda, Architaenioglossa, Ampullariidae. The transcript is spliced from 4 exons. The record is from RefSeq and is a predicted model, not a curated record.
GGAUUUUCAAGCUUCGACACAUCACAAAGUGGCUAGCAGACGACAGCAAUGCAGGAGUCGAUAACAGCGAUGGGUAGGUAGGUGGAUGUGUGUCCGUUGCGUGACACCAUUUUUGUCCUCCCGUGAUCGCUCACGCUGACCUUUUUAUCGGUCGUCCGCACGGUGGGGACUCCUGUAGUUAGCGGUGAGUGCGAGGCGCAUGUGUGACGCACACGGUGUCACCUGGAAGGUUUGGCCGGAGCACACCACACCUGAGAGCGCACCGGGGCGCUGGGAAUGCCGAGUGUACCUGGCCGGCGACGCGCCUUUGAAGACUGCAAACGGCUGUGACGUACACAGCGUGAAGACUUGCGUGUGCGGCGGUUGCCAUGUUACGGGAACUGAUGUUGAAGCGCUGCGUGGCUACGGUCGUGUGGUCGCCGCGGGCUCGGAAGUUGCGUCAGCGCCUGGUUCUGGGGGCGCUCUUUGUACUGACGCUGAUGGUCCUGGUGGUGCGCCUGGAAUUGGAGCUGGACGCCAGUUUCGUGGAGGCUAACACCCUCGUACUGCAGGGUGGUUUCCCCGCCAUCCUCAUCAAUAGCUCGUCGCUGGUGUCCUCGCAAUCGCUCAGGUCAUCCUCGCUUUCUUUCGGCGGGACGAUGGAUUUCAAGAUGGCAGCGCUGGUGGAGAAGCAGAAGCGGAAGUGGCUGGCCACGUCCUACAAGCCUCGGCUCGGGCGGCACGAGCGGGAGCCCAGGUGCAGCAAGCUGAUUGUGGACGAUGAGGAGGAGCAGGCCAGGGCCAGAAAGUUUAUGGAGGAACACGAGCGACUCGAGAAACCCCCCUUGGUGUACCUGCAGGAGACGAAGAACUGCAGCAGAUUUGUGCAGGAGCGCGGCUACAUCAUGUCUGCCACGGAGGAAGAGAAGGCCUUCCCCAUCGCCUACAGCAUCAUGAUGUACACGGGCGUGGAACAGACAGAGCGUAUGCUGCGCGCUAUCUACCGGCCGCACAACUACCAUUGCAUUCACGUGGACAAGAAGGUGCCGGAAGACAUCAUGGCGGCCAUGCAGGCCAUCGCCGAGUGUUUGCCCAAUGUGUUCAUUGCCUCAAGACUCAAGGAGGUGUACUGGGCCACCUACAGCUCCUUGGAGGCGCUGAUCUACUGUAUGCAGGACCUGUUCAAGGCCUCGGCCUCGUGGAAAUACUACAUCAACCUCACCGGCCAGGAGUUUCCCCUCAAGACCAACCUGCAGCUGGUGAAGAUCCUCGAGGCCCUCAACGGCUCCAACAUAGUUGACGCCUCCACAGACCCAGACAUGACGUCACGAUGGUACAACAAUUUCCAGCCGCCGCACGCCAUUAUGCCCUACAAGGGCAUGGUGUUUAUCAUAGCGUGUCGAGGCUUCGUCGACUACUUACUACAUUCCCACGUAGCUCGCGACUUUCUCCAGUGGGUGAGCAACACGGAGAUGCCCGACGAGACCUACUUCCCGUCCCUCAACCACAACCCCCAUUUGAGGGUGCCCGGCUCCUACAGAGGCUCCCCGGACACCAACGCUCUCACCAAGCCCUACCUGGCGCGCUUCGUCAACUGGAACACCAACUGGAAAGAUGGCGUCGGGCGCUACAACUUCCGGUUCCCGUGCCACGGGAAGCGCGUGCGCAGUGUCUGCAUAUUCGGUCUGGGUGACCUUCGCUGGCUGACCUCGCGCAAGGAACUUUUCGCGAACAAAUUCUACGCCGACUUUGAGCCUUUGACCCUCCGCUGCAUGGAGGAGUGGCUGCUGAACAUGACGGUGGCCGAGUACUCGGGACGUUUGCUACUCAACGUCUCGUAUUACGCCAGCUUGGACAUCGUCCGCAACAAAGUCGUUUGACGAGGGAAGACGCGAGCGCCACCGACCUGAGCUGAGUCACAUGACCAGCGUUCUGUCCUGACGCCUUUCAGACAAUCCCGAUAGAAGAAGCUGCCCAGUGACUUAAUUCUUGGAAAAAAUGGCUUACCUUGAGUGACAGGAUGCAUUAAUGGAGUGAGUAGUGUCCUAGUAUGUUUACGAUUGGGGUGUUGGGGUACCGUGGACCAAGGGAGGCAGAAGGCGAGAAAUGGUGGACCAGGUUGAUGCGUGGUUGAAGAUUUCAAAGAAUGAUGCUGCGUGUGAUGUAUGCCAGGAUGGCGUCUGCACGCGACAAACAUUAAUUCACAGAGUGAAGUUGAAACUAUUCCACAUAAGACUAAAGAUCUUUAUUUUCUGUCUUUUUUCUUUACGGUCACAGGCUUCGGGGUUUUCUUAGCACUCAGGCGUGUCUGUUGGUACACGUUGCCAAGCAUUACACAAGAGUAACACCAGGUAAUGAUUAAGCGAAAAAGUUUGGUUCCUCUGGCUUCUGUUUAUCAAUUAGUAAUUUUUUUCUGCUCGCUUUUGACGGGGGGUGCAACUAAGGGAGUGGGGAGGGAGAGAAAUUCAGUUUCAGCUCUGGACAGUAAUAUUUCAUCAGAAUAGAAAUCCCUUGGUAAAGGUUUUGCCUUUAAGUACUCACCAUUUCCAGUGGAUCAGAAAACGGAUAUGGUGGAAGAUUUGGAAAGCCUUUUGCUUAGCGUGGUUCUUGCCGUAUAUAGAUUUUUUGUUUUGACGGGUAGGAGCAAACUGUGAACUAGUGAAAUGCUGGUGUGUAUCUAUUGCACGGGAGUAAUGUACAGUUGAUGUUACCGCUGCUGGUGCUCUCUACCGGUCAGCGGUAGGUCGUCCACAUGAUCUCAACCGUCGGUGUAUCGGUAAGUGUGUCUGAUGAUGGGAGUGCAAACCGCGUGGAGUGGCGUGCACACAGUGCGUGUACCGUGCAUGCAUAUUGCACACUUGCGAAAAGUGCUUCAAGAUGGACUGCUUGAAUUUCGUGAUAUUUUUCUGCUUUAAUUUGAGUAAUCGAGUUGGAAAUGAGCACAGGCUGUGUCCAGGCCUGUGUGUCAGGAAGUCCUAACAGACACAGAGAUUGCGCCAUUGAUAUUUGUCGCCGUCUGAGUCUUUCAGUGUUCUUUCUUUUAUCUUCAGUCACGUGUUGCUUAUGUGUGUGUGUGUGGUGGGGGCGGGGAGGUGAGUGUAAUAAGCACCUAGCUAGUGUUCGAUUGUAUAUGUAAAUGAGCCAAUUUUUCUCAGAGUAGGCUUAAAUUAUGAAAAGAUCUUUUCAUUUUGUCAAAGAGAGACUAAAUCUCAUGGCACAGACACCAUCCGGACUCCAACUAGGUCUGCAGCAGUUUUCAUCCCGUGACCAAGCUGCUGACAUUCGUGUUUCGUUUGUUUCAUCCCUUGUGUCUUCCGCUGCUUAAUUUCUGCUUGGGAGAACGUUUUCAAAGCGUUCAUCCGCCUGAUCCAUAUUAAUUAACAAUCGGAAUAAUUCCCCUGACAGGCAGGUCUACGUAUCGACAUUUAAUUUGCUUUUUUUUUUUCCCUGAGGUUUGAGAUUUAGCUGCUGAUGAAAAUCGUUGUUGUUUUCACGGUGUGGUUUAUUUGAAUAUGUACAGCAUCGUAGAGUAUUUUCCACGCUUUGACCUGGUGAGAGAGAGAGUCUUUCUUGCAAGUAUGACAAGCGAAGGGAAGUCGUAGGCUGUGUGUUAGGUAGUCAGGCUGAGUGAGGAUGCCUGUGUACGGUAACAGCAACACACAGACACACAGACACACACCUCUGUCAAGUAGUGCGAAGUAUGCAAGUCAUGUUGGGCUCCUUUAUCAUGUUGGUUAUUGUCACCCUCGGCACUAGUCACCGUCAGGGCCAGUUCUGUUAGUUGGGGUCAGGGUUCACUGCCUCGCUGUGGCCGACUCCACGUGUCUGGGUGUCUCCAGGAUGAUUACUAGGCAAGGCGUUGUUACGUGCACCCGGAAUCUCAGUCUCCUUUGUUUAUGGUAGUCCACAACUUCUUGUCCUCCUAGUGACGCAGCGCCACCUAUAUGAUUAACCCUUGGUUUCUCACCAGAUAUUGUUCAUUACUUGUGCGUCCCCCUAGUACCACUACCACUGUUAAUUUGAACCAUUUUGAUACUUAACAAAAAUAACUUAAUCAGUGGUUUAUUGCUUUUAAAUAUAAUUGUAUUUAUAUUUAUUUGUAUUUGGUAAUGUUGUUUUUGCCCCUUGAAACAGUCAGCCAUACCGAUGAAAGCCUAUGUCGUUGUGCCGUGUGACAGAAGACAGAAAGUAUUUAAACACUGAUGUAGUGUGUAUGUAGUGAACAAGUUUGCCACUGUAUGCUAGCUGUGGGCACAGUCCGUUACAAGAAAUCACAGGUGACAGAAAAGACAACCCAUUGUUGGGGCGCCUGUGUCAAGGGGCGAUUCCACCUCAGGCCAUAGUGGGUUCGACUACCGCUUACAAUUCAUGUUGAAAUAGGAAUUUUGGUUUAGUCUCAUCUCUCGGCAUUGGUCGCACGUUGGUCUUUGUCGCUUGCGUCGUUUGUGCGCGCGCGCAUUUGCAUAUCCACUCAGUUUGAAAGCUUAAGAUUUGAUCAACUCGAUUUUGCGUGUCUCUUUGAUGUGAAUACCUAAAGGCUAGGUGUGAAAGAGUACAGGUGUGCUCUUCCUUGGAUUAGAAGGUAACUUGUUGCCCAGUGUGACGAUACUAUCAUUGGCUAUGGUGUGUCUCACUCUGAGUCCUUUAUGCGCACUCGUGUCCGCAAAAGAAUAAUUUGAAUAAACUGUAAUCGGUGGUCGGAUCGACUAUGGAAAGUUGUUUACUCGACGGAGCUGACGUCAUCAAACGUUUGACCAGUUGUUUGCAGAGCUGUGGGUGAAGGUAGCUGGGUGAAGGUAUUAGGGCCUACGUUUUCAACAUUAGAACUUGGACUAUUUAGUCAGCAUACUGAGACCAAUCUUGUUUGCCAAUACCUUUGCCACUAUAAUGAGACAUUUCUCCAAGGCACCAGGGUUUGACGCUUCGGAACUUCACUUGGUUACCAAAGAACUCCUCCGUGUUCCUCACACAAACCCCUUUAUUGUUGUAGGGAUCCGCUGCUAGAGAAAGAAACAGCUUAGACGAAUAACAACGCAGAAACACGAGUUUUGUGGAGUUUUCGUCCUUCAAUGACUGGACCCAGAACAAGCUCACCCGCCCUUGGGUCCGACCCACCGAUACCUGUCGUUAGGGGUGGUGUGGGGAGUGCUUAUGAGACGUGGCCAUGUUUAAAGAUUUGUCUACUAUUUUAGUAGGGAGGCGCACGGUUUCCAUCAGUAAUAAUAAUUACCUCGAGUCAGAUGUACGAGAAAUUUCAAACGCGUGCGUUUGGUGUAGAAAAAUGUGGCGACAGAAAUUAAGUACACGGAUUCUCUCUGGUCACAAAUGGCUGUUUGGUUUUAUUUUGUUGACAACAUUUUAGUGCUCAAGCCUUCGUACAAAGUUCUGUGUGUUUGAUAAAGCUGGCGUUGUUCGUGCGACCACCCGGUCUGUACCACCCUCUAGUACCUCUGUCGUGGACUUUGAAACACCAGACUUUAGUUCGGGUGGGUGAAUGGCGCUCACACCCUACUGUCCACAUUGUGUUCACUUGGACUCUUGUCACUGCAGGGAACGGCUUGCAGUUUUGUUUCAUUUUACGACUCUUCUUUUUGUGAGUUUGCUCUUUGACUGUUCAGGUAUUUAUUUAUUUUUUCAGUAUUUUUUUUUUUUUUUUUUCGUCGAGCUCAAGUCAUGACGUGACAGACGAGCUCAGUGAAGGAAAUGUUGAUGACGACAGCGGCCGACUAGGGCGUGUCCGAGGUUUUCCUUUUCGUUAUGGAGACGACUUCAUUGUUUACCCCGCACCUGAUUAGUUGUUACACCUACAGUAGUUGGUGACUUCUUCACACCCUUCCCCCUCCCGGUCUUUCUCUUUAACCUUUCAUGUUUUGCACCUGCAAGCUGCGAUCGUAAUCUUUAGUUUGUCAACGCACAGUCAGCUCGCUGAACGGCAGCGAAAUGCGCUGUACACGUGCUUUAUUAUGAUGAUUAUUUUUAUUAUUAAUCAACCGUAGACUAUAGUCAUGAGACUCAGAGGUUACAAAACCUUGUUUGAAAUCAUAAACGGUAGAUUGUGUUCGUUUGGCAGUUUUGAAGAUGGGUGGGGUGAAGUGGGUGGGCGUGACAGAAAACGUUUUCAAAUUUGGUUCAUCGUUUCACGGUUUUGGGAUUUUAUUAGGUUCGGUUGGUGGGUGAGUUGGCUUUUUUAAAUAUUCUAAAUCCUGUUUGUUGCCGAUUUUAUCUCGAAAAUUUUUUAUGUUUGACUUCGUCCAGUAAAAGUUAGUAUGUAAUAACUGUGUGAAAGUUUCAAAUCUGAUCAAUGAGUAGAUUUUGCUUGAUAUUUCUGACAUUUCAUGGGUGAACCUGUGUGUGUGUGUUUUGUGGGGACUGGGGAGGGGAUGCGGGUAGUGAUUGGACUUCUUAUUCGAGCGAAAUAAUGUAUAACAAAAGUUGCUGACUUCAAAAGGCGAGCUGUUAUUCAGUCGAUGUAUUUUCAUCUGCCACGAUGUUUUAAAAAGUUCUCCCAUUGCUGACGAAGUUGAAGAAGGCACUUUCCAGGAUAACAGGGACGACUGUUUUAAAAAACAGACUGUUUAAUUUUUUUUUCAACUGGUUCGGCGAACAUUUAGAUAUGAUUUUAAUGGAAGCACUUGAGUCGUUGACGACAGUUUUCCCGGGUAGAGAUGGGAGUGUGGUGGCUUUCGUGUGAUGUCAGUGUGUUUGUUGGUAGGUUGUGUGUAGUUUGAUGGUCUGUAGAUCGGAGGUGUUGUGUGCAGUUUAAUGGUGGGUGGCAUGGCUUGGUGGUUCAGUGUUCCUACCGCACUCCGCUGUGUCAGUCGGUACAAGUAGCUCGGCACAUUCCCUCGCCUCCCACAUUCCCUAACAAGCCUCCACUCAGUUCAUAGAAAUCGUACAAGACCUGAGAUUAUUUUGACAAGACUGAACGGUGUGUCUGUGGUUACAGAGAAUAUUAUGUGUAAAACAGUUCUUUUAUUAAAAGUGAUUUUAGAACCAGCAACGAGAGAGGCAAGUAGUUCCAAGUUCAGCAUCCGAUGUGCGUGUUAAGGGAGAUAAAUCUGCACAGCGUCUGUCUUUCUAGUUGUCUCCCAUUGGCUUACAGCCUUUGCUCAAUUUCUAGACUAGGAGCGCUAAGUAGAAUACGCCCAAAUGUGAAACAGCAUUACUGUUAGGUUCCUUAUAUUUUUCUGUUGGUGCAAAAAUUGCGGCAGGUUUUUUUUUUUAAUAGAUCGGCUCUAUUGCCGGUGCCUCAACUUUGUCCUCGUUGCUGUUUUGGAGAUUUUACUUGAUAAACUGAAUUUCUCUCUUAACAAGGUCGACUGGCAUUUAAAGACAUUGAGAAGGAAUAUUUUACAACACAGCAUCAGUCUGUUUGUUCAUGGGUCCGUUGGUUAUUAUCUUCAACAGAAAUGAUGGGGAUAAAAAUUUAAUGUCUUCCUAUUUUUCAUAAAAUGGGAACAGCUUUUUUUUUUGUUUGCGCAAAUGUGUCAUAGCAUACAAAGCAUUGGUACUAGCUGUGACACUUGGGUCUAAGUGCUGUAUCGUAGUUUAAUCCUCAUGCUGCGACUGUUCGAGAAGCCUCUGCAGGCAGAGGUAUCCAAGUAUUGGCCGUCUGACAUAGCUGCUGGAGUCCUACUGUGUAAGAGAUUUCGUAUCAUCCCUUGCCCACUAGAAAUCCUGAGUGUGUAGGGUCACCCCACCCUUCCUCUUUGUUUUCCCCCGCCCAUAGGUAAAACAUACCCAACACGACUGAGCGUCUGUGGUCUGGACUCAUGCCUUGUGCUGCUCCAUGUCUACAACUGUAGACAGCUGACUACCCGCAGCCUCGCUCUCGUGCAGCCAGGGAAGACGCACGUGCAGGCUUGGGUGAGCGCGUGUGCUGUGGGACAACUGAAUGAUGUUGGUAGGACUCUAGACAUAUUUCUUUCCUUUAAAAUAAAUUGUACGAACAAAUUUAGUUGACAAAAUAUUUUUGUCUAAGAUUCGGUCGACAUUUUGGGGAUCAGCAACAGCGCAUGUGCAAACAAAAAGUGGAGUGGACGUACCUGUCUACAUCUAGGCCUCGUUUUGCUAAAUUAAGGGGCGGCAGGGGUCAGCAGUCCAUUGUGUAAUGUAAAUCUGUAGGAAUUUCAUAAAGUGUCCGAGUCGGAGAGGGCUUGGCACAAGGCACAGAUUAUUGACAUCACUGACUCACCUGUGCUGACGUGGUGCAAACAGGGGUGAGCUGUCUGCCAACUGACACUUUGGUCUUUGUCAGAAACAUUCACACCUUCAACCUCUACAUUCCUGUUGAAUAAAGAACACUAAUCUCGCCGUUGUACUUUGAGACUUGUUUGAGUAGUAUUUUGAUAUACUCGUAUGAAAACAUGUAAGGCCGUCAAUUAUUUAUUUGAUCGAAAUGUGGAAUUGUGGUUUGAGGGCUGCGAUCGGUGGGUGUGUCUUUUUGGUUUGGCUACGUGACCUCAUCUACCAUCUGCUUGUGGGGACUGGGAUGCUGAAUGAUUUACAAUUUCACAGAGACGCAUUAUAUGAAUUUCAAUGGUUCAUGGCUACAAUUUUCUCUUCCGUGUGAAUUUUUGUCUGGUUUAAUGUCGGUUUAAGCGAGAGACAAUAGUGUGUUGUAGUAUAUUGAAAAAAAAAGCUGACAUUCAGAUAUCCCGGCCUGACUUCUCACACAACAAGAAUUUUAUAAAUGGGCUGGACUGAGUAAGAAUCUGACCAUAAAUCUGGAAAUCUGGGCUCUUGUUUGGUACACAAUUUUCUAAAUUGCAGAGCUUAGAAGUGUUUGAAGUAUUAUUGUCGUGCGAAAAUUGUUCUUAACUUGCUGUUUAGUGUGAGGUGUGCUGAUGCGUGAGAACGAAUGAAAGAACUAAAGAAAAUGCCUGGAAGUUUAUCAGACAAACAGAAUCUUUGCUCAUUAACUUGUAGGAUGUGUAAUCACACUCUGCAACAAAUGUGAUCACAAUUUUUAAUUGUUCUUUUAGGACAUUUUAUUUUUUACAAAAUUCGGUAUGCAUGAGAUUAAUAUUGUCUUAAAAAGUCGUUCACAAAGAACGCGAUUUUUUUAAUACCUUUUCUUUCUCACCUUUCCAUGGGAAGUAAAAACAGUGAGAAUAACAUUCGCUAGAGUCCGCUGUCUCCAUAACAACACAACUCUUUGUUUGAAAAGCUAUUAUUUUGAAAUCCGCCUUGAUGAAGGCUUGCAUAUGAUAAGUUCAGUUUGCUUUUGUGUAUAAAAUUUGUAUUUCAUUUUUCUGGUCGCCUUUGCGUUUAGGAGGGCAGCGGUUAGCACCUGUCACCAAUACAGUGAAAGUUGGCUGUCCCGGGUUCCGAUCUCGUCUGGGACACGCUGUUCUUUCUCUGCAUAGAGUGGCUGCCUUGUAUAGCCUUAGUUGCUGGCUCGGCGUGAAACACCAGCCACCCACCCUCAACCCCAUUUCUUGUUUACAAACAGUUUCCUCUUCUCUAUAACCGGUCAUGCGAUUGUUACCUCUCUGUGUACAUAUUAACCUUAGUUGUAUUGUGUUCAUGAGGAUCUUACCUGCUCAGUAUUGAACUUGUUUCAUUCACAAGAAAAGGUAUAUUUCCUGCUUCUGUCAACGGAUUUUUAAACUGCUCAGUGUUGCAUUUGUUUUUCUCCCCUGCUGAGGGGUUGGCCAAAAUGGAGAAAAAAGCUGAGAAGGGAGACAGACUCCCUGUGGAUCCUGUCCUGUGUUAGCUGUUGAGGUGAUGCUCAGUGAAAACAUGUCAAACGCAAAGCUUCACGCUCAAUGAAUGAGUGUGCAGAAAAUAAUUGCUUCAGUUCCUUAUUCUGUUUUCUUUUACCUACAUUUUAAUUGUUUACAACUUAAAGUUUUCGUGGUAAGGGGUUCUGGGACAUGUUAGCUGCAGUAUCUUGAACUGCACUUAAUGUCAGCAAUGUUAUUGUGUAAACUAUGACUGUCUAUGUUGACAUUGUGUGUACUUACACGCUUGUUCACUGCACAGUACGCGUUCAUGCGUGUAUGUGUGUGUGUGUGUGUGCGUGUAGUAGACUGUCAACUUGCUCACCUGUAGAUGCGUGUAUCCAUGUGUAUCUGACUCUUGUUUCGUUUAUGCUUUGCGAUAUAGUCGCGUGACCAUUGAAUUAAAAAUGUACAUCGAGGAAACCCUGA